AUGAUUGAUGAAACUUUAUAACCAAUAUAAAUUAAAAAUUGGACUCAGGGUUUUCAAACUCAACUAAGAACAUCCACCAAAAGAACCCUGAGCAGAUUGAAAUCAAUUGAGAGCAACACCAUUUCACAUGACCCACCUUCAGAUUUGUCAACUAAAUUCAAAACAAACCAAAAAACAAUCAAAAUAUCUGAUAGAUGCAUUCACAGUUAGUAUGCCAGCAGAAAAAUAUCGUUUAAACAAAAACAACCCACUCAGACCAUCUUUCAACAGCCAUUAUGCAAAGCCCCUCUGUAUAUGCAAUUGAUUCCCUUUUUUAAAGUUUCAGCCCAAAGUUGGGCUAUAUUCAACGGGAAUACUGGAGAAUAUAUCACUGGAUAUAAUUAAAAUAAAUGCAGAUAAAUAGCUUCGAUUACCAAAAUUGUCACUUGUAUUAUCGAAAACGCUUUUUUGUUCCAGAUUAAGUUAAUUAAUUAAACUAAAUAGGCAUAAAAAAUAUCUGGAACUUCUGCAGGGUUAUUGAAAGGAGACUCUAUCUUUUUAAGAGACCUCCUUUAUGGAUUGAUGCUACCAUCAGGUAAUGAUGCUGCUGUCACACUUUCUUACAAUUUCUAAUUAUACUCUUUAGAAAACGAUCACUUCUUAAAAGAAAUGAAUCGAUUUGUCCAAGCCUUAGGAUUAUCCAAUACACAGUUUAGUAAUGUUCAUGGACUUUGCAACGAAAACAAUUUCUCCACAGCUUAUGAUGUGGGUAAAUUUACAUACGAGAGUUUGUAAAAUGAAUAAUUCUAAAAAAUUGUAAGAACCUAAUCCUAUUUUUGCGAAACUCCAAAUCAAUUACAAAACACCUCCAGAGAAUUGUAUUGGGAGAACACUAACAAACUAUUACAAUAAGGAUUCAAAGGAGUCAAGACAGGCAUCACAAAAGAAGCGGGGCCUUCAGUUGUUGAAUAUUUCUAGGACUCAACUAAUUCCUAUAUAAUUGUUCUAUUGAAUUGCAGUUCAAGUGAAAAUAGAUGGACAGAUGCAUUAAGACUAUUGUAAUGGAUUUAGAAACAGGAUACUUUGAUUAAAUAAUUUAUAUGA
Molecule: messenger RNA, 1083 nt
Organism: Paramecium tetraurelia
Lineage: Eukaryota; Ciliophora; Oligohymenophorea; Peniculida; Parameciidae
Exons: 3
Biological process (GO): proteolysis
Molecular function (GO): serine-type D-Ala-D-Ala carboxypeptidase activity
Source: RefSeq, a predicted model, not a curated record